CUCUUGUAAUAAUUGUAAUCUUCUUCUGAAAUUUUUUGUGCCCCAGCUUGAGUCGUCGUGGAGCUAUUCUAUCGGUACGAUUGUUAGAGCAUUACCUGUCUUAUCGUUAUGUAUGGGCCUGCUUUCUACUGCUGCAACAACACACGUCAUAUACGGUCCUGAUCGACGAUAGGAUCAGCAUCUCAACCCCAAAUAUCCGACAUGCGUUUGCUGAGAACCUCGACCAUCGAGGUUGAAGAAUUCAUUGGUCGAGAGAUUCCUGAAUAUGUCAUCUUAUCUCAUACAUGGCAAGAAGAGGAAUGCACUCUUCAAGACGUUCAAUCCGGAGCUGCCAAGGGAAAGAAAGGAUACACCAAGAUCGUAAAGUGCUGUGAAAAGGCUGCUGAGGAUGGCUACUCGUACUGCUGGGUCGAUACCUGCUGUAUCGAUAAAACCAGCUCUGCUGAGCUAUCGGAAGCUAUCAACUCCAUGUACCAGUACUACAAGAAUGCACGCAUCUGUUACGCGUAUCUUGCCGAUUUCGACGCUGCGUUUGACUCCUUGUCUGUCAUGGAGGACUACAGGGGAUUCACGAAAAGCCGUUGGUGGACUCGUGGGUGGACAUUACAAGAGUUGAUUGCUCCGCCGAUCGUGGAAUUCUACACCGCCAAUUGGGUUGAGAUUGGUACGAAGCUUAGCCUCCAGGAGCAGAUCACCGAGAUUACUGGAAUCGACGAGGGUGUGCUGCGAGACGUCGAUCCACUGAGACGCAACGUUGCAGUCAGGAUGUCGUGGGCAGCACAUCGAGUUACUAGCAGGAUCGAAGACCGCGCCUAUUGCUUGAUGGGUAUCUUUGGUGUCAACAUGCCCCUGCUGUACGGAGAAGGGAAUCGAGCUUUCUCACGGCUGCAGGAAGAGAUAUUGAAAGUGCGGGAAGAUUAUUCGUUAUUUGCAUGGUCCCCGGUUCUCUUCUCCAGCCCCAUGAAUCCCCAAAAGGUUUCGAAAGGUAUGUUGGCGGAUUCACCGUCUGACUUCGUCGACUCCAGAGACCACUGGACGAAUAGAAGCCUUUCGAAAUCAGCAAAUUCGCAGUGGAGCUUCCGGGAUUUAUCGAAAAAUUGUUCGUCCUUGUUGACGCCGUCGAAGGAUCACGAACCACCAUAUUUAACCAGCAGGGGUCUCCGCAUCUCGUUGCCUGUCGUAGAGCGCCAAAACAGACAAGUGAAUGCCUGUAUCACACUACUGCGUCCGGAGAACCACGAAAAAAUGAUGUUGUGCAUGACACUGCACCGCUUAGGUCCGAAAUCAGAGCAAUACAUCCGACGAAUAGGUGCUGAUCUUACCUUAUCCCCAAUAAGCUCCAGUGGGAGUUUCAAGUACAGAUCGAUCUACGUUAUACAACCGCCUGUGCGAUCAGACAUACCUCGACCGAUUUCCUCCCCAUCUGGAGCACCUUCUCUACUUCUGGUCAAGAUGAAAGUUAUACCUGGUGAUCAUUUGGUGUGCCAUUGGUCAUCUUGGAUUAAUAUGGAAAGCGUUCUCCGUGCCAGGUUCGGUACCAGUUCCUCAGAUUCAAGUCUAGCCGAUUCAGCAUCGGGCGUGAGCAAGCAAGGAGGAGGCGUCUAUAAGCAUCGGCUAAACAAGAUCGUAGAUGCCACUAUGCAUUUCAAUUGUGAGGACAUACUGAAGUUUGCGUUCAAUAAUCCACCAGAACUCUGCUGGUUUUCUGACGCGGACAAGUCGCGGAGCCACUUGACUACUGGUGUCCGCGGUAUUCUAUGCUUUGGCGAACGCGAGCAUCCCCAUAGUUCUUUUCUUAUCCAGAUAGGUCUGUUUGAUGAUCGUCCACUCUGCAAUGUACUUCAGAAUUUUCCGAAGCCACCAGAGGGAGAAACCUUGGCACCAACUGAAGAGAUGUCAUCCAGCCUGAUAUUAGGUACACUUUCGAGAGAUCGAGUUAUAUUUCAUGGCAAAAGAUCAGAAGCUGAUCAUCCCGACUUGCCAGAUAUCGAGACGACAGUCAGUAUCAGGCGCAUGGCAACAUCUAGCGAGGGAAUUCAGAGAUUCAUGCUGUCAAUUACCCAAAAAAGUGUACCCUUUCAACCUGCUUCCCAGCGAAGAGUCCCCACUAUAGGGAGUGUUGAUAGCUGGGAGGAUCUAACAUCUGGAACUACCAGUGCGUUAGACAGUAUGUUUCUGGGUAGAUAGACUUUAGUCAGGAACACAAUGUAAAGUGCACCAGUUACG
Aaosphaeria arxii CBS 175.79 is the source of this 2226-nucleotide messenger RNA. RefSeq names its product HET-domain-containing protein. NCBI's taxonomy places the organism in Eukaryota, Fungi, Ascomycota, Dothideomycetes, Pleosporales. The record is from RefSeq and is a predicted model, not a curated record. The coding region runs from base 202 to 2187 and encodes 661 amino acids. The transcript has a single exon.